Zophobas morio is the source of this 831-nucleotide messenger RNA. RefSeq names its product alpha-tocopherol transfer protein-like. The transcript is spliced from 3 exons. The record is from RefSeq and is a predicted model, not a curated record. NCBI's taxonomy places the organism in Eukaryota, Metazoa, Arthropoda, Insecta, Coleoptera, Tenebrionidae. Gene Ontology annotation, molecular function: phosphatidylinositol bisphosphate binding. The coding region runs from base 1 to 831 and encodes 276 amino acids. Gene Ontology annotation, cellular component: membrane.
AUGUCACCCAAUUAUUCUUUCGACGCGAGUGAAUUAAUCAGAGAUGGAAAAAUUCAAGCAGAAACGUUAAACCAACUCAAAGAUUGGUGCGACAGCCAAAAAUUACCCAAUUUGAGUGAACACCAACAAAUUUUAAUUUUGUCGUGUGCUAAUUCUUUGAAAGAUGCACAAAACAUUAUUGGGAAGUACUUCAAGUACAAAAGUGAAGCUCCUGAGAUUUUUUCCGAUUUGAACUUGCAAGCGGAAGAUUUACAACAGGCUAUAAACAUCUAUGAUAUUUCUGUGACGCCCCAGAGAACUGCAGACAAUGUCGUCAUCGCUUGUGGAAAAUUAAAAGACACGUCCUAUUCGAAUUUUAACUUAGGGCCCCUUUUCAAGCUGACUCUAAUGGCUUCAGAGUUGUAUUUGUACGAAGGUCCCGUAGAAGGGCUAGUGCUGAUAAUUGACAUGGAAGGUUUCGGUUUUUUGCAUCUAACAAAGAUUAGAUUGGGCAUUUUGCAAAAAUUUUUCCAGUUUAUUCAAGAAGCAAUGCUUUCCAAAAUCAAGGCGGUUCACGUUGUGAAUACAGAGAGCCUCAUUGAUAAAAUUCUUCUCAUUGUAAGACCAUUUAUUAAAAGAGAAAUUUUUGAAGUGAUUCACUUUUAUCGUCGUGAUGAAGUGCACGAGAUUUUUAAAAAGGUUCCAAGGACGUAUGUACCAGCUGAUUAUGGUGGUAGUUUACCAGCCCAGAAUAUUUUGGCAGCAAAUACUUAUCGAAAAAUGGUACAAUUGCAGUCUUUUUAUGCCGAAUUAGAAGAGCAGGUGAAGAUUUAUAAUAAAUUAAAAGAGUAA